AUGGGACCUGCGGGAUUUAUGCAGGAUCUCAUCCGGCACUGGCCCGCCAUUCAUCAUGUACGUACCGCGCUCGAAUCGCAGCAGAAGCCGUUGUUUAACCUUGGUCGGCGCCAUCGACUGCACCAUGAGACAAGUCGCGAUUGUCUCCUACAUUUGUCACUGGUCAUCUUACUCACACUACUUCCUGUUACAGGGCGUUCAGGCAUCGAUACGACGGGGACCGGCGGUCCAGAUCUCCUCCUCGAGGAGAUCGCUCCCCGGACCGCUUUGAUCGGGCAUCACACUAUAGCGAUAGCGAUAGGCGCCGUUCGUCUGCAGAAGCCAGAACAAAUUCGGCGCCAUUCUCCCAAGGCGCUGAUAGAUCCUCCCGCCGGGCCGAGAGGAGGAGGGUUUGCCGGCGACUUUAGAGGUGGACGGGGGCGAGGGAGAGGAGGGAGAGGGUGGCCUGGCAGAGACGACAGCCGCGAUAGAGGAAGGGACAGAGACAUCGACUUUCGAGACCGAGACCGAUAUCGAGAUGAGAGAAGCCGGGAGCGAGAACGGGACUGGCGAGAGCAGAGAGACUUUAGGCUGCGCAGAUCACCAAUUGGAAGAGCACGAUCGCCGACGCGAGAUUUUCGUGAUCGGGAUAUCCCCCCGGGGCUAGACGCAGACAGGUCCCGUCGUGGUUCUCGCGAUGGUGGCCCUCCAUCAGCCGGCUCUUCAUCGUCUGAGCCUGUUUUCAACGCACCACCAUUUUCUCGAGGUGGAGGCUUCCGUGGACGAGGCCGUGGAAGAGGUGACUGGCCUAUUGAGAGAGGACGAGGACGAGUCCCAUAUGAUGACCGCAACGAUCGCUACCAACGCAGUCGCUCUCAGGAAGGCCGCUGGGCACGUGAACGCGACGAGCGCGAGCGUCCUGACCGAUACCCAGAAGCUCGUGACCCACGCGAUGAAAGGGAUCGAGGGGAAAAUCGUGAACUCUUCCGUGCCAAAGUGGAAGCGCGAGCGGCUCAGGAAUCCGCUGCGCAAGUCAAAGAUGUUUCACCCCCUCCUGUAGCACCAUCAGCCCCGGCAUUUGGAUCUGUGCCAAACCGGGCUCCGAGUACUGGUGAUGCGCAGGCUACCCCGGCCGCUGUCACGACUAAGCCACCACCGACUGCUCCCCGCGCCUUUGGAGAGCGUCCGGUGUCUGCAGGGCAGGCUUCUGGAGCUCCCGAGACUCCUCAGCCACCCACUGGACCCUCAAAAGUCUUACCGCACGACAGCCCUCCUAUCCCUCUGGGCCCCAGACUGCAGCAACCCAAGCCCCCUCGCCCAUCGAGCAAGCAAUGGAUCAACCCAAGUUUGAAGAAACAGCCACCUGAGUCGCCCAAGGUAAUGAGAUCGCAAAGCUUCGUCCAACAACGGCCAAUCCCCCCUCAACCUCCGCUGCAACGGGGCAUCUCACAAGUUGAGACGUCUGACCCAAGACGACCGCGUAGUAGCGAUGAGAAGUCAGAUCCUUACUUGGGAGUAGAGAAUAGAAUGCGAGCUCAUCAUAGUGAGGAGCCGGGCGAGAUAACUUCACGAAGCGAACUCGAAAAACCACCACCACAUGACGUGGCCGAUUACGAACCGCCAGAAUCGAUGGAUCACGAUGCAAAGCCUCCUGAAUCUCCGGCGCACUCUGUUGGACAGCCUUCUACCUCCCCGAAGCUUGACUCACUUCCUAAACCGCAGGAAAAUGGAGCGACCGAAGAAACGAAAAGCCCUGUCGAGGCGGCACCUGUGAAACGAAAGCACAAACCGCUCAAGGUCCGCGCCGUUCGAUUUUCUCUACCUCCGAAGAAGACUCAACCGGAAGAGCCUCCCGAAUCCGACGACGAGGAUAUGGGCGAUUAUUUCGAUAUGGAAAUCAACAAGACUGAAGCUGAAUUGAGCAAACUGCAAAAGCCGGACUUGCCAGUGGAAAUACUUAGGCGUUACAUGACUCUAUCGCAUGGGUCAAUGGUGCAGAUACUGAACGAAGGAGAAGGAUUGUCAGAGAUGUUGGGUGAAAUUCCAACCAGUCCUGAACCUGUGGUCGAAAAGAUGGAAAUUGAACCUGCCGAGAUACAAACCGAAGAGCCCCCUGUUUCUCAUGACGAGCCUCUUGUGUCAAAAGAAACCGAGGAAACCACUCAAGUGAAAGAGCCUGGCCCUGGUAGCGAUCAACCUAUUCCAGCCCCAGUUGAAGAAGAGAAGGAGGAAAAGGUUGAACAAGUUAUCCCGCAAGAGCCAGAGGAUCGCCAGCCCAAGGCGGAAGAAAUGGACAUCGAUGACGAACCCAGGCUUCCACCCCCUGAGCCUAACCACGAACCGGAGCCGAUGAUCGAAACCACGAUAGACGGCUCUACCAAAGAGGACAAAGAAGCUGAAGUUGUUCCGACCGCCGAAGAGACCUUGGCACCUAUUGACGAAGCCACCACCUUGUUGAAACCUGUCGAAGUAGAGACCAAGCCUCCAAGCACUCCAUCCCAAGUAGCAGACGAAGAUGACGAGACCGAAACCGAAGAUGAGGCGUACAUGGAAGUCCAGGCUGCUGCUGCUGUUGCCACAGUCCGACGAUAUAUGUCAACACCGCCUGUGGACAGUCUUCCCGACGAAUAUAGUGAUCACCCGCUCUGGUACCAAGAUAGGGAGUUCUUGGCAACGUUGGAAUCGGACCCUGUUAUUGAUAAUUUUGUUGCCAUGUAUCUUGAGAAGGUUCACCUCGAUAGAUCGACCGAACAACGGCGCGCACAGGAGGAGUAUACUGAAAACUACAUGCAAUAUCUUGAGUAUACCAUGUCGGAUGACCCUGUGGCAACAAAGAGCAGAGAUAAGUUUUCGGUCUCGGCUCCCUCAGAUACUGCAGGUACCCCAACGCCUGAGCAGAAACCGGAGGGCAGGGGAACGGGUAGAAGAUUUGCUACAGAGCGUGACCUUGAACGUGUACUUCAAGCCUCCAUGCGAGAAGAUGAGGAGAGAAAAGAACGAGAGUUGCGAAUCCAACAGGAAAAGUAUCGCAGCGACAAGGAAGCUGUAAUUCCAGACAUGUACUGGGAUGAUUUGGAAAAGCAACAAGUUCAGUACCUUGAUCGGUCGGGAUUCACCCCCCCAGAAAAGCUUGUUUCUGCAUGGCAUGUGUUUCAACCCGUCAACAACUUCACAGAAGAGGAAGCCCAUCUUUUCGAGAAGCGCUAUCUGGAGUGUCCCAAGCAAUGGGGUAAGAUUGCUGAGGCACUUCCAAAUCGUGACUUCCGCGCCUGCAUUCAGUAUUAUUAUCUGAUGAAAGGAGAGCUCAACCUCAAAGAGAAGUUAAAGAAGCAGCCGAAGAGGCGGAAGAAGGGUGGUCGGGGCAAACAGAGAUCCAGCGCCUUGGUCUCGGAGCUCGGCAACGGCGAGCCGGAAGGAGAAGAGACACCUCAGGAAAACGGCGAGAAUGGAGAAAGGCGAAGGCCACGACGAGCUGCUGCUCCUACGUGGAACUUCGAACAGCCUCAGACGGACGGCGAGAGCACCCCUGCUGCAACUCCUGGGCGUCGUGGGGCAUCUGCUGCUUCUAGAGGUGACCAGCCCGAAAAGGUGGAUGGAAGGAAGGGAAGACGAAAGGCCAAGGAUAAGGACAAAGAUAAGGAGAAGGAAAAGGACAAAGAGGCCAAGGCGUCCAAGCCAAACCAAACUCUCGCAGCCGCGCCGGGACCCGCAGCCGGGAAAGGAAGAGGCCGAGCCGAUUCCCGCCCGGUGGCUGCGGAAUACCUGUCGGGCCCUCCUCCUUCCGAUCCUCAUCGUUUGCCGGUGCAGUACGAACAGCCCUUGCAAGCGGGUAUCCAGGCGCCGUUUGCCGUGCCACAGCCACAGCUCAUUGAGAGGCCAAAGCCUGUAGCCGUCCCUGGAUCUAUCACCGAAGUCAUGGCAGCACCUUCACUUCGACCAGAACCACCGCCACCUCCUCCAUCAUCUAUCACCACUUUCAACUUGACGCAGAACAUUCCUGAACGGAAGCAGCUAUCUCAGGCAUCGAGCUAUUGGAGCGUGUCUGAAGCCAAUGACUUCCCACACCUUCUAAGAGCAUUCGGUACUGAUUGGUCAGCAAUUGCGAAAUACAUGGGUUCAAAGACAACAGUCAUGGUGAAGAAUUAUUACGUUCGACAGAAGGAUUCUGGGAAACCAGAAUGGGAGGCGAUUGCUCAAGAGGCGGAUGCGAAGCGAGCUAGAGGAGAGAAAAGGCCUGAUCCUCCUGUGCCCACUACCGGUGGGCGUGGUAGGAGAUUUGAAGGCACCGCAUCUGGUACCUCGAGGCCUAUUGCGGUGGCUCCAGGAGUUGCCGACCCUCAUGGCGAUCUUCCACAGCCCAAGGUUGAACCCGCGCCUCCUCAGCCAUUGAGGCAAACGCAGCAUAUACCUAGUUACGGAGUACCGAUUGCCCAGGCUCCGGUCCAGGCUCCUCUAGCACAACCUAACCAGGCACCUCUUGCUGUACCGUCUCAUCCAGUGCCCCAGGCUACGCAGCAAGCCAUAUCCCCCAAUGCCCAACGCGAGCGCGAGCCUGCUCAACCCCAGCGAGUCCCGCUACCGCAGAAACCUUCUGCCAGCCAAGUUCCAGAACUCCGAGACUCUCGCCCCUUGUCUGUGGCACAGCCUCUGCAACCAGCACAUUCCGAUGUCCUCGCUGAACGUGAACGUGCUGUUCAGCUAGACCGGAUGAAUAUGGAGAAGCGGUACAGAGAGCAGCAACAAAGAGAGCAGCAACACAGAGAGCAGCAGCACAGGGAGCAGCAACAUAGGGAGCAACAGCAGCAGCAACAACAGCAGCAGCUCAUGCGUGAAAGGGAAAUGGAGAUGGAGCGUGAACGUGAGCGCGAGAGGGAGAGGGAGAGAGAACUCCGACAAGCAGAGCAGCAAUCGAUGAGAAUGAAGCAGGAAUCUGAAGCACCACUCCAUCGUUACGAACCGUAUGGUGGCCAUCGACAGCAGCUUAGCCACGGCGGAGGCCCUCGAGAGCCAUUCUCACUAACGAGACCAUCGUCCCAAGAACCUCGUUCUGUUGCUCCUCAACCGUAUCCCACGUCGGUUCCGCCACAGCAGCCAAUGCGGUCGUUGCUUUCUGACCCUGUAGCGGUACAGUCACCUCCACUGGCGCCUCCGUCCUCGAGGCCAACCCAGCCUCCUCCCCAAAGGAUCUCAUCAGGGCCUCCACACGAACCUUACGCUCGACCGCCUGAGCCUCGAAAGUCAAACAUCAUGUCGCUUUUGAACGAUGAUCCUCCGCCCCCUAAGCGGGUGGCUGAGGUUACGCAAAGCCACACACCUGGGCCAUCUUCAACGCCGCCAUCCCAAGACUCUCACUACUCUCCUUAUGGACGAACGCCAUCCAGUGGAGCAUCGGCCAUGCCUUCUCUAAAACCUCCCUAUUCUGCCUCGCCGGCUUCUUCACAACAUAUUAGUGGACACCGAAGCAUGCCAUCUGAUUCCGCGGUAGAGGUUGAUUAUUACGGACGGCAUGCGUACCCACAAAGCCAUCCAUCAAGCCAAUCCCAGUAUCAGUCUCAGACAGGUUAUCCCACAGCUUAUGGAGGAGGGCCUCAGCCAGCGCAUAUCACCUCGCCGCCGACACAGCAAUACGCAACUCACUCAUCGUCAAGGAGCCGUGAAAUCCCAACAAGCAGUCGUGACAACGCAACACAGGCGCCUCCUCCGCAUUCUCAAACGGCUUGGGGAUCCCAGCACCCUUCGACAAAACCAGGGACUCCUGCACCGGCGUGGCCAGCAGCCGCUCCACCGCCCCAACAGCACAUGUCUCUGAGAGAUGACCGGCCUCCUUCAAUCUACGGACAGGGCACCUCGGGCUUGUCGCAGCAGCACUCGCUACAGUCUCGCUAUCCGCAGACGACACGAGCGCCGGAGCCCAUGUCUUCUAGUGCUCAGCCAUACCCGCGUUACACGUCAACUCCAGGGCCGGCGCCACCACGAGAUCCUCGGGACCCUCGGGACCCUCGAGAUCCAAGAGAUCCAAGAGAUGUUCCGCCCAGCCGAAGCUAUACUCCAAGUGUUUACGAUAGUCGCGGGCCGCCACCUCCCCAGCCUCAAGUACAUGGUUAUCCAGCACCAGACCCAAGAGAGAUGCAGCUACGUGACUCGAGAGACCCGAGAGAUCAAAGAGACCCGCGAGAUCGAGACCCCAGAGAUAUGCGAGAUCCCAGAGAUCCGAGAGACCCGAGAGACCCGAGAGACCCGAGAGACAUCAUGAACCGGGGUAGUCUUCGACCUCACGAGUAUGACAGGCACCCCGACAGGUUCGGACGCUGA
This is a messenger RNA of Trichoderma breve, 6291 nucleotides long. Its product is annotated as myb-like DNA-binding domain-containing protein. Bases 1 to 6291 code for a protein of 2096 amino acids. The transcript has 8 exons. NCBI's taxonomy places the organism in Eukaryota, Fungi, Ascomycota, Sordariomycetes, Hypocreales, Hypocreaceae. Gene Ontology annotation, biological process: regulation of transcription by RNA polymerase II. Gene Ontology annotation, cellular component: Set3 complex. The record is from RefSeq and is a predicted model, not a curated record.